This is a messenger RNA of Peronospora farinosa, 438 nucleotides long. Lineage: Eukaryota; Oomycota; Peronosporomycetes; Peronosporales; Peronosporaceae. The record is from the annotation of a GenBank genome assembly.
AUGGAGGUCUUUAUUGCGGUAUUGAGCUUUAUUGAUAUUGUCGCACUUACAUUCUUGAAUGGCUACUGGUUGAUCACUCUUGAUGAGUUGGAAUUGGACCAUUUAAAUCCAGCGGACGUGGCCAAACGUCUCAACACACUUGUCUAUCCAGAGAUGGUUUUGCAUGGUGUCCUUAUGUUCUUGUGUUUAGUAGCGUGGGCGCCAUGGAUUUUUCUGCUGAAUCUUCCCAUUGCUGUAUGGCACGUUCGACGGGUUGUACGCAAUGAACAUCUGAUGGACCCAACUGAGAUCUUGCGGUAUAAAAAGCUACAGCAGGCUCGCUUAGAGUCGAUUGCUAGGACGGUGUUUUAUGGACUGCAGAUUAUCUACGGCAUGUUUUGGAUGGUCUCAGCUAUUGUGUCCUCGGCCAAGAGCCGAAAGGGUGGCAAGCGUGCAUAG